AUGUUAGAAUACGAUAUUGAUGAUCCUUUAAGUCGUCCAGAAUACAUCAAAUCACUACUCUUUCGCUCAGAAAAUUUUUCAAUUGAACCAAUUCGAGGAGAAUUAUUCCCAGGAAGAAGUCAGCUCAUGGUUUUUAUGUUUCACCCAAAGGAAAUAGGCAAAAUUAGUCAAUACGCAUACCUUACAAAUGCAAGAGAUAAUACUCGAUAUCCGUUAUUAUUAACGGGUCAAUGUUUACCUCCAUCGGCAAAAUUUGGAGUUCAAGUUAUUAACUGUGGACAUAUUUCACUCGAUAGUAUUCUCGAAUAUCAAGUAUUUUUGCAUAAUACAGGAGAUUCAGAUGGUUUAUUCGAAUUAAUUGAAAAUACAAAUGAAUUUAAUAUAAAAUUUUCGCCAACAUCAGGAAGAAUACCAAUUGGCGCUUCUAUUCCAAUCAAUAUAUUAUUAACAGCUGAUAAAGUAGGAAAAUUCAAUGAAGAGUUCAAAUAUAAAAUCGAUGGUUCUGUAUAUGAAGAAUACCCUUCAAUAACUCUCUAUGGACGCAUUGUUGGUCCAUCAUUUGAAAUUAAAACGAAAAGUAUUGAUUUUGAAGAAGUUUCAUGUGGGUUCCUUCAUUCCAAAACAUUUGACAUACAAAAUACUUCAGAUAUUCCUCUUGAUUACACUAUAAAAUUUGACUCAGAUUAUGAAAUUAACAGUAGAGAGAUACAGAUCACACCGCCAGGAGGUACUGUUGCUCCUCGAGGUACACAAACCAUUAAAGUUGACUUUAUUCCUAGCGGUUUGCAUGCUUAUCGUGGAAAUAUAAAUGUAUUAUCGAAAAACAUGGAUAAAAUGUAUACAAUUCCUUUGUCUGGUGUCUCAAGAGUUCCAAACAUCAGAUUAGAAAAGGAUAGGAUAGAUCUUGGUGAUGUUUUUAUCAAUUUUCCUUAUUCGAUAAAUAUUGUUUUGAAAAACAACUCAAAACUCUCAGGAAAAUUUGAUGUUUUAGAGAACAAUGACAUGACAUUUGGAUUUAACGUUAAAAACUCACGUCCUUCAGGAAUAAUUCAAAGUUAUUCAACAAUUGAAAUUCCUUUGCAAAUGACAGCGACACAAUUAGGAGAAAUGUCAUUUACUAAGCUUAUUAGAAUAUAUGGAAGUGAUAAUCCACCAUUAUCUUUCACAGUUACAUUCAAAUGCAUUGGUCCAACAUAUAAAAUUUCUCAAGACUUUAUUGAUUUCGGAAGAAUUCCAAUUCUCAAGAAAAUUACAAGAGUUUUCACAAUAGAAAACACUGCAUUGAUACCAAUGGAAUACAAACUAUCUAUAGAAAAGAAUACUGAUGUAUUUAGUCUCGAUACAAAUUCAGGAAAAAUUCCUCCAAAAGAAAAACAAAAUAUUGUAAUUUCUGCUUUUCUUGAUGAUGGAAUCAAAUUUGAUACGGAAAUACAAGUUUGUUUAAGUAUGACAAUUCCUUUUGUUGUGAAAGUUGCUGCUGUUGGCGUUGGAAUCUCUUUAAUUCCAAAUAUAAACUUAGAAAAUGUUGAAAUUGAAAAUGCUUUUGCAGGACAAAAAGUUUCUUAUCCUUUUAUUGUUUCUAACAAAGGAAGAAUUCCUAAAGAAUUAAAAUGGACUAUUCCUAAAUUCGAGAAACAGGAAGAACUAUCUUAUUCAUUAGAACCAAGUGAAGUAGUAAUUGAACCUUAUUCUGACCAAACAUUUACGAUUUAUUUGGAUUGUGAAAAUCCGAAUUUAAUUGAAUUUUCUGCUUUUUGUCAAUUGAUUCUCAGAAAGAAGAAAGUUGAUUUGUUCAGACCGAAAUUCAAAAUAGAGUUCGAAAAAGUUCUUGUUGAAAUCAAGAACAAAAUAAUGAAUUACAAGUUUGAUUAUGAUUAUAAAAAUGAAGUGAAAAAUAACAAUCUAAAACCGUCAAAAUCGUUACUACCUCAAAUUCCUCAAAAGAACUCAAUCAAGAAUACUUCUCAUUUGCCAUUGAAAAUGUUGUUAAAGCCACCACAUCCAUUCAUUUUGUCAAAUGAUUCUUUUGUUUUACAACCAGAAGAAACUGCUGAUUUUGAUGUAAUUUUUGACACUUCUUUCAAAACAAAUUUUGUCUCUGAAAACAUUGAUAGAAACUUGCAAAUCUAUUUUGAAGAUAAUCCACAGAAAUAUUUCAUAAAACUCAAAGCAAGAAUGAACUUUCCUAAUUUGGCAAUUGAAGAAAAAGAAAUUGAUUUUGGUCAUAUUUCAAUUGGGGCUGAGAAAAACUUGCAAAUUAAAGUUCAUAAUAAAAGUGAAAUUGCUGCUGAAUAUGAAUGGCAAAUUGCAGGAAAUGAAAGUUUGGCAUUCGAUGUUUAUCCAUUGAGAUCUUCUGUCAACAAAAAUGAAGAAGAAACAGUGAAUUUCGUUUUCUUUGGUGCAGGAAAUGAUUCUCAAACCUUCUCAGCAACAGCAAUUUGUCAUGUAAAAGGUGGCCCUGAUUAUACUUUGUCAUUAAAAGGAUCAACUGCAAAAAUUUCAUAUGAAAUUGAUACAACAACAAUUGAUUUCGGAGAUGUGAAUUUUACUGAUUAUUUGCAAAGUUCUGUAAUGGUUUAUAAUGAAGGAGAUAUUGAUAUUUCUUUUGAUACUGUUAUUCCUUCGAAAACGAAAUUCAAUUUCAUCAAAGUUGAACCAAAGAAAUUCUCUGUAAAACCAAAUGACAAACUUAAAUUAAAAGUGUCAAUUUGGCCAGGAAUUCCUCAACAAUUUAAGGAACAUUUUACAUUGAUAACUCCUAAUUUGACUGAAAUACAAAUCAAUUUAAUUGCUAAUUGUUUGUAUCAGCACAACAAUAUUAUUUUUAAUGACAUGAUAUUAAACGAAAACAGAGAUGAAGAAUUGUCACUUUUGGUUGAACAAAGUGAAGAAAUUUUAUCAAAACCGAAAAAUAACAGUGAAGAAUAUCGUCAAAAGAGACAAAAAUGUCAUAUUGGAAGAGGAAAGAUUGAAUCAAAGCCAUUGUUUACAUUUGAUAUUGAUUUUGGAGAUGUUGUUUUGCAUGAUUUAAUUCAGAAAUCGCUUUUUAUCGAAAAUGAUUCGAUUUUCAAAUCAAAUUUUGUAAUUUUUGAAGAUGAAGAAUCAAUUUUCACUAUUUCUCCUAAGAAUGUAUCCGGGAUUCCACCUAACGCUAAAACAGAAAUCAAAAUUGAAUUCGAUCCUGCUCAUUUGAAAGAAAUUAUAAACGGAAAUGUCACUUUUCAAUACAAAAUCAUGACGAGUGAUUUUCUUUAUUAUAUUAUGAAUGUCAAGAUUAAUUUGAUAUCUCCCAAAUUGAUAUUCAGUCAAAACAUCAUUAAUUUCCAACAAACAAUUGUUGGACAAGAAAGAAUCAUGACUUUGCAAUUGAGAAACAUGAACAAAGUCCCAAUAAAUUUCGUGAUUGGAGAUGGAAUUUCUCAAACAGUUUUGAAGCAAAAGGAUGUGUUUAUGAUAUCAUCAAAUUGUGGAGAGAUAAAAGAACAAAGUUAUACUAAUAUUGACAUAACAUUCUCUCCGAAACAAGGAAAAGAAUAUUCAUAUCAAUUCCCUGUUUUCAUCAAAUUUUCGAAUGAAGAAAAUUUCAUUUUCUGCAAUGGAACAGGAAAUCUGUUGAAAUUGUCUUUCUUCCCUCCUAUUGCUGAUUUCGAACAAAUCAUGCCUUUCUCUGAUAUCACAACAAUGCAAGUUUUACUUACUAAUCCAUCAAAUCAUCCAAUUGAAGUGUUUUCUCGUCAAUUUGAUGCAAAUAUUAUAACAGAUCAAAUAACGAGAAUGAAAACAGGAACUCCCUUGACAAAAUCAAGGAAUAGAAUGCAAAACAGUCAAACAAAUAUCUUGUUUGAUAAUACACAAACACAAAAAGUUUGUUUGAUUGUACAUGGACCAAGUAACAGUGGGAAAACUUUAAUUUGUCAAAAAUUGUCAGAAAAAUAUGGAAACAUUCCAAUUAUUCGGCUAAAAGACAUCAAAAAUCAAAACUUUGAUAAUUAUUUUGAUGUCUUCCAAGAAAGCAUUAAAGAUUUUGACUUCUUUAUCAUUGAUGGCUUAGAUUGCUUCGAUGAAAGAGAAGAAACUUUGCAAUUUUUGACACAAAUGACAAAAGUCAGUAAAAAUGAUGAAGUUUUCAAGAAUUUAUUCCAUGAACUCAAGAACAAAGCGAAUUUACCAAUUUUUGAAGAGAACAUGAAGAAAUUAUUGGAUAUUUUGAAAGGUUUUUAUGUUUAUUUGAUUGUUUUGGAUCCAAGCACUGAUUUAUUGAAACAUAGAUUCGAUAGUUUGUUGCAUGAACAAUCAGUUGAACAAAUGAGAAUCGAACUAAACGAAAAAAUGAACUUAAUAAACAUGACAGAAGAAGAAUAUGAAAAACUGACUGAUGAAGAGAAAAAUGAUAUUGAUAGAAGAAGAAAAGAACUUCGCAACCAAAAAAUAGUUGCUGAACCACAAACAAAAUCCAAAGUUUCUUCUGCAAGAAGAUCAAAAAAGAAGACUUCUCAAAAAUCAGCUCAAAAUGUUCCAGUGAAAUCUCCAAAAUCUUCCCAAAUUUUUGUUGAUUCUCCAUUUUAUUAUGAUAUUUAUCUUUUCAGAUAUUCAUUCCACAUAAUUUCUGACAUGAUACAAUCUCCUGAAAAUGGAUGUGUUGUUUUCGAUCCAACUAUUAUUAAUUGUGAGAAAAUUGAAGAUCACGUGAACAAUAUUUUAGUUAUUAAAAAUGAAUCAAAAAUUGAAGAUGAAGUUGACAAAAUCUUCAAAUAUUUCCCAGGUUUAACUGAACUGAAAACAUUUUUGUUCCAAAAAUCAAUUCCUCCUCCAAGAUUAAUUGUUCCUGUUACUGAUGAUAUUCCUAACUCUGAUGAUCAACCAUUGUUUUUCAAUAUUGCUACAGAUUCUAACGAUGAAAAUGUUUUCGGAAACUGUACUGACAGAUGGAAGAUUGAAGCAGGUGAAAGUUGUCCAAUAAUGAUACAGUUUUAUGGACAAAAUGUUGGAUUUUAUGAAGAUAAAUUAACUUUCUCGAUUUCAGGAUAUAAAUCUGAAGUUUUCACUUUGUCUUUGAAAGCAAAUGUCUUGUAUCCUGAAAUAGAAAGAGAUUUUGCAAAUAUAUUUGGUGAUGUCACUGAUAAACUUACAACAAAAAUGAAAUUACAAUACGUGAAAUCACUGAAUUCUUUCUUCUUCGGUUACAACAUUUUACAAAAAGAAAAAAUGCUGAAAAGCGAUGGUUCAAAAGUUAAGAAAUACUUGAACAUCACAAACAAAUCUGUGUUUGUAACAACAGUAAAUGCUGUGUUAAUGAAACCAGCACCAAAAGGAGUUUGGUCAAUUGAUACAAACACAUUUGAUAUUGAUCCAGGAGAAUCUUGUUCAAUUUGUGUUACUUUUUCACCAAUCCAAAUUGGAACAUUCGAAAAUGUUAUUGGUAUUUAUAUCAGAGAUAAUCCAGAGCCAUUGUUUUUACCAAUAUUUGCAACAUGCUUAGUUCCUGCUUUGAAAUUCUCUUGUAACUCUUUGGAUUUCGAUAAAAUCAUUACAAAUCAAGUUUCUCAACGAGAAAUUAUGAUUCAAAAUGAUGAAAAUGUUGCUGCUUAUUGGAGAAUUAAAGGAGGAAACACGUUAGGAAAGAUAUUUACUAUUGCUCCUUUAGAAGGAUUCUUAAAUCCAAACACGAAAUCAAAGAUUUCUCUUCAAUUUUCUUCCCCGAAACAAAUUUUGUUCAAAAAAUCGAUUUCAAUUGAAAUCAUGGAUAAAACAAAACUCAGAACAUUUGAUACGAAGAACAUCAAUAUCAUUGCUGAAGCCUAUGAUGUCAACUUCGCAAUCGAGUAUCAAGAAAACAGUUCUUCAUUAGAUUUCGGAAUAAUGAAAGUUGGCCAAUCAAAAACUGUCAGUUUAGUCAUGAAAACUCUUGGAAAAUAUCCGAUAUUGUACAAGUUCAUGCUCGACAAUAGCAAGGAAUUCCUCCAGAACAUGAAAUUGUCAUCAAUGAAUGGAGGUGUUCAACCGAACAAAAACCAAGAAAUUCAAUUCACUUUCACUGCAACAAAAAUGAAGAAAUUCAAUCAAACAAAAGGAAUUUCUGUACUUAUAAAUGAUACUUUAACAGGAAGUGAAAUUGCAUUGGUACAAAUUCCUUUUUCUGCUCAAUCUGUUUAUUCUUCAUUUGAAAUUUCUCCAAAGAAUGAAAUAGACUUCCAAACAAUUCCUAUUAUGAAAUCAAACACUAAGACAUUUACUAUCAAAAACAUUGGUUUCUUUGAGUUCUCUUUUGUGUUGAAUAAUAUAAAUCAACAACAAAGAGAAAUUGAACAAAAAGCAAAUAAAAAAGUUGUGAAAGAACCAAAAGGAAACUCAGGAUCAAAGAGGCAUCUAAACAAAAUGCCUACAUCAUUGAUCGUCAGUGAAACAACCGUUAUAACUCCUUGUUUCGGUAUAAUCAAACCAAAUGAAACUCAAGAAUUUACUGUUGAAGUUAAACCAAAUAAAAUUCAAAAAGUGACAGAAACAUUUUUGAUUCAAAUUUCUGAUAUCAAUCCAAAAUUUGUGGAUGGAAUAACUUUUAAUUUAACAAGUAACAGUAUUAGUUCAAGUCUUGUCUGUGAUGAUUACGAACAGAUCUUUAAGACCAUAAAUAUUUGCAGUUCAAAAGAUCCAAUUCAAAACACAAAUUCUUGGUUUUAUGACCAAAAAAUUUUACAUUUCAUGCCAACUUUAGUUAAUUCCAAGAACGAAACAGAGUUUCUUGUGAUCAACAACUCUUUAGUAUCAUGUGAUGUUGAUGUUUCCAUUAAAAACGAGAACAAAAAAGAAUCAGAUAUUUUCAUUGUUUCAGAAAAACAGAUAACUUUGGAAGGGAAUGAAAGUAAAUUAGUUAAAAUUGCAUUUGAACCUAAAACUAUUGGUUCUUUCCAAGCAAACUUAACUGCAACUGCCAAAAAUUCAUUAUAUCCUCCAAUUUCUUUCAAACUAGAAGCGAUUUCUGAAAUUCCUUCAAUAGAUGUUCACAUCAAAACUGAUGAAGGAAUUUCGCAAGAUGAUAUUCAACCAUUUGAUUGUUUCUUGAUCUCUUUCAAGAGUGAAAAAGUUAUUGUUCUAAAUAAUGAUGGAAAUCUUGCUGCAACAGUUUUAGUUUCUUUGUCUCCUUCUCCUGAUUUCAUUUUAUCAACGGAAUACAACAAAAUCACUGUUAAACCGCACUCAGAAUUCUUCCUUCCAAUUGUUUUCCAUCCACAAAAACCAAGGAAAUCAACAGUUGUUGUCACCUUGAAUCUGAUGGAAAACCCUGAAUUCGAGAAGAAAAUAACAUUUUAUGGAGAGGGAGUCUUCGAACCUGUUUACGUCCAAGGAAACACAUUGACAAAACAAGGAGGUCCAACAUUGAUUUUUAAUGAUACAACAGUUGGAAAACCUGCAAAAGUUGAUUUCCUCAUCAAAAAUGUUUCGAAUGAUUGUUACAGAUUCAGUUUCAAUCAUGAUAAUGAUUUUACAUUUAGUCCAAGAGUCGGACACAUUCAUCCUAACACAAGUAAGAAAGUUACUUGCACAUUCAUUGCUGACAGAGUUGUAAGUUUCAAGAACAAAACAAUUUCUUGUCAAAGAACAAAAAUAAAUUUGCAAGAUAAUUCUUCUGAUUGGGAUGAUUCAAAAACAGUCAUGAAAUAUGUAAAAAGAAGUCAAUUAGAUCCUAAUAACCAAGCACCAACUCCUCCUGCUAUCAGUAGUUCGAGAUCAACAGCAUCUGUAAGAAAAUCAAUCAUAAUGAAAUCUGAUGAAGAAAAAUCAUUAGAUGAUGAUUACGUUGUUGUUGAAGACAUUGAACCUGAACCGCCUUAUACUGUUGUUAGAGAAAGGACUUCUGAUAUGCAAGUAGUUAUUUCUGCAGCUGCUGAUAGUAUAAGUUAUUUGUUGCAUGAAGAUUUAGUUGAUUUUCCAACAACUAUGAUUUAUGAAACAAAAGUUCAACAAUUUGCAUUUGAAAACACUUGUAACAUUGGAUUUAAUUAUUUUUGGAGAUUCAAGUCUCUUGACACGUUAAUGCAGAAUCCAGAUAAAAGAAGAAUACUUCCUUUCGUUAUUAAUCCUCCUUCAGGAUAUUUGAAACCAAAAGAAAAAAUUGUUUUUGAUGUCACUUUUUCACCAAUAAUUGAUGAUGAAUUUACAGCAUCAUUUAUAUGUGAUAUCGAUAAUCUAAAGACAGAACCACCUAAACUAUUUGUUUGUGGUGUUUCUAAGAGACCAAUUGUUCACAUUAACUUUGAACAAAGUGACUAUUUGACAUCAAAUAGAAGAACAAGCGACCAAAUAAUAAAUGUUCCAGAAAACAUCAGAGUUCUUGAAAUUGUGAGUAAUGCCAAAGGAAACAAAUCAGUGAAAACAUUUGAGAUGAUUAAUACUACUGAUACGCCUUAUGAAGUUUAUUGGGAGUGCGUUAAAGAUACAAGUAAUAACUCCAUUAAAUGUACAACUCCACAAAGUUUCAUAAGUAGCGGAAAAAGAUUUUUCUGUACUUUUGAAUUUACGCCGAAAUCUCAUCAAACUGUUGAAUCACUCUGGUCAUUCUCAAUCCCUGCUUAUGAUUUGAAAGCAGAGAUUCUUAUUGUUGGAAGAGUUUUCAAUAGUGCAAAGAAUUAA
This is a messenger RNA of Trichomonas vaginalis G3, 8628 nucleotides long. RefSeq names its product deleted in lung and esophageal cancer 1 (DLEC1) family. Lineage: Eukaryota; Parabasalia; Trichomonadida; Trichomonadidae. The transcript has a single exon. Gene Ontology annotation, cellular component: axoneme. Gene Ontology annotation, biological process: cilium movement; axonemal central apparatus assembly. Bases 1 to 8628 code for a protein of 2875 amino acids. The record is from RefSeq and is a predicted model, not a curated record.